This is a messenger RNA of Humulus lupulus (European hop), 1246 nucleotides long. Its product is annotated as peroxidase 46-like. The record is from RefSeq and is a predicted model, not a curated record. The transcript has 4 exons. The coding region runs from base 99 to 1106 and encodes 335 amino acids. Gene Ontology annotation, biological process: hydrogen peroxide catabolic process; response to oxidative stress. NCBI's taxonomy places the organism in Eukaryota, Viridiplantae, Streptophyta, Magnoliopsida, Rosales, Cannabaceae. Gene Ontology annotation, molecular function: peroxidase activity; heme binding.
GGUAGAGAGUUAUUUAGCAUAGUAGUAUUAUUAUUUCCACUUUCUCUCAAUGUUACUCGAGCUCUUCAAAAGCUCAGCUCUUGAGUCUGAGCUCCCUAAUGGAAGAAAAAACUUCCCUUUCUAGACCAGUCCUAUGUUAUCACUAUCUGAUUCUCAUCUUUUUCUUUUGUAUUAUUAUAUCUCCAUCUCCUUCUUGUGGGGGCCUCUCUUUUGGGUUCUACACAGCUUCAUGUCCUACGGCCGAGUUUAUGGUCAGAAACACUGUCAGAACAGCCUCUUCCAGAGACCCAACUAUCCCAGGAAAACUCCUUCGUUUGCUCUUCCAUGACUGUUUUGUGGAGGGCUGUGAUGCAUCAGUGCUGCUACAAGGAAAUGAGACAGAACGAAGUGAUCCAGCAAACACGUCUCUUGAUGGGUUUUCAGUGAUAGAUUCAGCUAAAAGGGUGCUUGAAAGUUUUUGUCCAGGGACAGUUUCUUGUGCUGAUAUCUUGGCUUUGGCUGCUAGAGAUGCCGUUGAAUUUACCGGCGGACCAGUUGUUGAGAUUCCAACUGGUAGAAGAGAUGGAAAGGUUUCUGCAGCUUCAAAUGUCCGACCUAACAUCAUUGAUACAAGUUUUACAAUGGAUGAAAUGACUAAGCUAUUCAUCUCUAAAGGGUUGUCCUUGGAUGACCUUGUCACCCUUUCAGGGGCUCACACCAUAGGACGAGCACACUGCGGCGCAUUCAGUGGCCGGUUUCGACAAGACUCGAAAGGGAAACUUACACUCAUCGACACAUCACUCGACGCUGCAUACGCAGAUGAGCUCAUGAAGAAAUGCCCGGCCAACGCCAACCCUUCUACGGCGGUCAACAAUGAUCCAGAAACAUCCUUUGUGUUUGACAAUCAAUAUUACAAAAAUCUUUUGAGAAAGAAAGGGCUAUUCCAAUCAGACUCUGUCUUGUUUGGUGAUGCCAGAACGAUCAAACGAGUUGAGAGCUUUGCAAAUGACCAAUUUAGUUUCUUUGAGAGUUGGAGUCAGUCGUUUUUGAAGCUCACUAGUGUUGGAGUCAAAACAAAUGGGGUAGGGGAAAUUAGAGCAUUAUGUUCAUCUACUAAUAAUGUUUGAUAAUGAUGAUUAAUAAAGAUCUUAAGCACUAAGAGCCCCAUGUUUGGUUGAUGGACAUUGAUUGUUGCCCUAUUUCUAUUGUCAAAUAAGAACAAUGUAUAAAAUGAAGGUAAGGUCAGUAGCAUAUUCUUUUAUAUUAA